AUGACAACCUUCAGUAAUGUAUUCUACGUGUUGGAAGAUAAUGGUCGACGGAUCCACACCCGAAGUUUCAUUGAAACCCUAGCUACGUUCGAUGUUUCUAAUAUUUUGCCUAUUGGAAGUAUAAGUGAAAUGAAAGACGCGUGCGAUCGGAUUCCCUCCAGAAGGAACUUCCUGGUUGCUGCUGCGGAUAUCGCCCAGUCUAUUCCGGAGAAAGAGUACAAAUCUGUGUCUAACUUUGGAGGCGCGUUGCUUUACUGCGGUCCGCAUGAGGAGUAUUUCGCCCGGUGGGCCAUGGGCUGUCCAGAAGUGGUUUUGUUCCUGACACACAACUUUAAAGAGUUGCGCCGCGCAGUGGUAUGGCUAGCAGCCGACGGCUCCUUUGGGCCGUCGGGGGAUCCGAUUGCCCCGCCGGAGACAAAGCUGCCCCGUCAGCAACAACAGCAAUUAAGACGUCAAGCGUUCGUGCCUGAGAAUCUGGACCCGUCGAUCACGUUAGAACGCCCGACGGUGCCGGAACGGGCGUUCACCAGUGAGGAGUUGGUCGACGAUGCCCGCAGCUAUGCCCGGCUGGUCCCGGCGUGCCCUAGCGGACUCGGCGGCGGUAUCCACCCCAUGCUCUCACUCCAGCGGUUGCCACCGCGCAAUGACAACCCCAUGAGCGCGCGCUACGGGGCCAUGGACUACCGACCCAGCGCUCCAGAACUCCAGAGAGACCUUCGGCCUGCAGAGCCGUACUGGAACGGCCGAGUCCUCUCUUCGUCCUCUGCCUUGUCGGCGCUGCCGAAGCUCCCCGACUCGUUCGCUGCGACUGAGCCGUUCACCGACAAGGGGGCCCCUGAGCCGUUCGCCGACAAGGGGGGGCUCGCGGCAGACGCUGUUCAGCAGUCAGUGGCUGAGCAGCUGUGCUCGGCGCCGCUUAGCGAGGCCCCCGCGCGGCACUGCUCCGAUAGCUCCCCAGGCUCGUCUGCAUUGCUGCGAGAUCCCCGGGAGAUAUCGAGCAUGCCGGCGGACAGUCUAGUUUGCUCCGACGACUCCGCUGACGAUAGCACCCGACAGCUCGCGAAGGCGCUCGCUAGUACUCUCGACUCGCCCGCUUCCUCCAAUUGCGACUCCGACGCCGCCGCCGCCACACACGUGCGAAAGCGCGCACCGCGCCUCUCCACCAGUACCACUGCCUCCCACGGUGACGAACUACUUGGUCUCGAUCGUGACCAGUCGCUCGAGGAACUGCUAGCCCUCGUGCAGGCACUCAGUGUCGAACUCCCAAUAAAAAAUGCCAACCCAUUAUAG
Molecule: messenger RNA, 1290 nt
Organism: Gregarina niphandrodes
Lineage: Eukaryota; Apicomplexa; Conoidasida; Eugregarinorida; Gregarinidae
Exons: 2
Coding region: 1-1290 (429 amino acids)
Source: RefSeq, a predicted model, not a curated record